UCUGCAGCAUUUGGCCCGUCGUGAAGUCUCGUAGCUUACAGUGCAACGGUUAUAUUUUACCCUAUUCUGAGUUGUUGCAGUCUUGAAGCCAACAGCCAUGGCUCUGUGCGGGGGUGUCGGAGCCUUGGCUUUACCCAGUGAGCUUAUUGUUCACAUAUUUUCCUUUUUGUCAGAUCGAGACAAGCUUCGGGCCUCGGCCGUAUGUUCUCGCUGGAGGGAGUGUCUGUUUUACCCAGCGUUGUGGACAGAGCUGAAGUUGCGUGUCGGUGGAGGGACGAAUGGAGGUGGCUCUGGAUCAGAGGAGACCCCAAGAUUAGAAUUCCUCAUGCGCAAGUUUGGUUCCUUUGUACGUGAGCUGCAGCUGGAGUUCGCACCAGUGGAUGGGUACCUAAGCCCAUUGCAAGCAAUGGAGGGCAGAAUGGAACCUGUGGAGAGUGACCCACAGUUUUCUGACCGCUGGAAAGAUGCUAUGAUCACCUAUUUGGACCAGGUGCUAUGUGUACUUCGCAGUCUUCGAAACAACAGAUAUCUCCAAAGGUUGAGUCUCUAUGGCGAUACCUGCAUUCUCCAGGAUGAGGGUAUAUUUGACAGCUCCUAUCUCCACCAUGUUGACCAGGGAAGCAAAAAAAUCAAAGAGAUCCAGCUGCUCUUUGAGGAGAUCCUGUCCAACAGUAGGCAAAUGAAGUGGCUCUCCUCCGCCUUCAUGCUGGGCGUGGUGACUCCCUGCUCCUUGGCCUCACUCUCCAACCCCAGUGCCACAUCCCUGGGGCACCUCAGCCUGCUGGACAACCAGCUUCCUAGCCUCCUGGUCCCCGUGGAGCUGGAGCGUCUCGUCAACCUGCGCUCGCUGGCCCUCGACUUCUGCGACUUCUCCUCCGCCAUGUGCUGCCUGCUGGCGGGCCAGGAUCGCGCCCCGCUGCACCGCCUCUCGCUCCUGCUCAACGGCGCCGCCCUGGAGGCCAAGCCGCUGAACGGCACGGCCGGCGAGGACGACUGGAAGGCGCUGGUGCGACGCAGCAGCAACCUGCGCGUCUACCUGAUGGCGCUGGACGUGGGCAGCCAGGAUCUGCUGCGCGUGCUCAAGCCCAGCAUGCCUCUGGAGCGCAUCCACCUGGACAGCUACAGCGCGCCCGUGACGGACGGCGCCGUGGAGCUCAUCUCGCAGCAGUACCACAAGACGCUCAGCCACUUCGUGCUGAUGCGCGACGACGCCGGCUUCCCCGACCUCAGCGUCAACCGCAACGAGGACCCGCUGGUGCUCCUGGCCUGGCGCUGUGUCCACCUGGCUGUGCUUAUCAUCCACGGCUACACGGUGUGGUCCCACAACCUGGUUGCCAUCUCGCGCUUGCGCGGCUCCAACUUGAAGGUGCUCGCUGUUUCCGAGGAGAGCAUCGACUUCGACCCGGACCAGUCGGUGUUCAUCGAGGGCGACCCCGUCCACAACCUGGUGAAGGAGGUCUCCCUGGGCCUGGGACGCGUGUGGCACCCUUCCCUGGACACCAGCGUGGUCCUCAGCGAGCCCACCCAGCACUUCCACCGCGAGAUGCAGCGCUUCAGCGAGGGCAUCUGAACGCCCCCCCGCCCGUCGCCAACGCAUGUGCGCUCGUUCACCUGCAAGUCUUGCCUCUUCCCAUUUUUCUCUCUCCCACUUUCCUCCUUCUUCUCAAGUUCUCCUUCUCCCACACAAUGCCCAGUUACACCCUACCCCAACUCCCUCCCCUUGUACUUGAAGGUAGACCUUUCACCCUUAUUCUGUCCUGUUUUCGUUGAUGUAUUUUUUUUCCCUCUCCUUCGUUUUACUUGCGGGUUUCUUCUCAUUUUACGAUUAUGAUUUUUUUUCCCCUUCUCUCUCUCCUAUAGUGUGACAAAUAAUCCUUUAUAUGUGCUGUGUUUAUUCAGUAUUAGCACUAUAUUAAUAUCUCUCUGUAUAUCCUGCUCAUUAAUAGGAGAGUAUAGUUGGGUAUCGAUUUAGUAGCUAAUUGAGUGAAAGGUGAUGAGGGGCUCAAUGUUGUGUGUGCGUGUGUGUGUGCGUGUUUUUUUUUUUUUUCCUUUCUUUUUUGGAUACACUUAGAUUAGGAGUUCAUUGUACCGUGAGUUGUUUUUGUUUUGUAUUAUUUUAUUUUCUCUUUUCUUGCUUUAGACGCCUGUCUGACUUUUUCUUUUCAUUUCGUUUUUGUCGGAGAUUGGUGUUACCGUAUAGACAGAACAGAACCAUCACUUUUUAAUUUAUCUUGGCUCAUUUUGCGAGGACAAGAUCCUGUGAUCUUAUUUACACCCCCCUCCUUGAUUUAUUUCGAAGGGAGAUUAGUCUUCCGGGCCAAGGGUCAGUACCGAUGAACAGUUGCAAAGCUCCUUGCAGCCUUCCUCUCUGUUCAUCAGUCUUUUUUUGUAAGUGUUUCUUCUUCCUCUUUUUCUUUCAGAAGUGAUGUUGUUGAUGAUGAUGAUGAUGCUGAUGCUGACAUGUUAUUGUUGUAGUAGUAAUAGUUGUUGUCAUUGUUGGCUACAUUCGGGACUUAAGAUCCUGCUGGUUUUUCCUCAACCUGGAAAUUCAGUAGAUAAACAGGUCUGCUGGUGGAAGAGAAAAACAACACAUACACACACAAACAUACGUACACGAUAGUGGAGGGUUUCAAACUCCUGCGCACUGCAAGCCCUUCCCAGCACUUUACCUAUGGGGGCUAAGUGUUAGCAGAGAACUAGCUGCAGGUUUCUCGCUCUCAAACAACAAAAGAAAGGAAUAAAUCCUCUGUCCGUCUCAGGUAGGCACAAACAGGACGAUGACAAAGAUCUAGAUGAUGAAGAUGAAUGAAACAAUCAGCUACUCUUGUCAGUUUUAUCUGUUCUUUUUAAAGUCACAGUUGCCUUGGAAACUCCCCUGUUGUUUUCAUUAUCAAAACUUUCUUGGAUUCAAUCAAUUCAAAACGUCACUUUUUGCCCAUUUCUCUCUCCACAGACCAGUCGUAGGGUAGACAUGAGUGUGUUGCACUGCUGUGUAGACGCAUGUUAAUAGAGUAAUCCUGUCUUGGUCGUCGCUGAGGGCAAAAUCGUGCAUGUGCUGGGUUGAAUCCAGGUCUAUGUUACAUCUGUGUGUUGUGCUUGUGUGUAUGCGAGUGAUGGCUAGAGGCGUUAAGUGUGUUCGCUUGUUCCAUAUCUCAGGAUUCCUGCACUGCGGUACUUUUUGUUUUCCUGUAAUGGCUUUUGUGAAAGCUGGUUGUGUUGAGGGAGCGCGGUUGGUUUAGACAUCCGAAACACAAAACGUGUCGAGGAAUUUUGAGGUGGUAGCAUGGCGAAGGAUAGAGGGGAAAAAUACGGAAGCUCUUCAAAAAGAGUGCUCUUCAGGGGGAUGUUUGUUUUUCUUUUAAGAGAAAAAAACGUCUCUUUCCCUCAUGGUUUCUCGGUUUACUACUUCUUGUUUUUUUUUUUUUUUACAAAGUUGUCAUCUUCAGUGUUGUAUGUGCUCAGUGCUUAUACCUGAGUUGUGCUGUCUCUCUUGCACGUGUUUGCUCUUUUUAAAAAAAACGAGAAGUUCAUAGUUGUGGGACAUAGUGGCGGUCGCUUGCCUAGUGUUAGAACGUGAAUGUGAAGCUCAAGCCUUUAUUUUAAAAAGAAGUGAGAAAAAGCCUCUUGCUCUUGCUAGAGGCUCCGUUACCCCCUCAACACCGUCAAUCAUCCCUCCAAUCCCUUGAUGAUUGCAUAUCUCCAGCCCCUGUCAGAGCAAAUCCACUUGGGCACAUGGCAGUGUUUGUUUUCAAGGGGAUGCCUUUAGGUCAAUGGCCUGUUUUCUUUUAGAGGCGGCAUCACCCUCAAGAUGAUGGUGGCCAAAGCCAGAGGAGCCGAUGCUGCCUCAACACUCCUGCGCUUGAAGAUCAGGUGUGAAAGAUGUUCGGAAUUUACCAAAGUGAGUACUUCCUGUAAGGAAGGAAGGUAUAAAACUUGUAUGCAGGUGUGUGAGGUGAGCGGGAAAGAGAGGUGUGUCUUCCCAAGAACUAGUGGCGUGAGAAUGCGGUUAGUGGAAGUCUAGCUGCGAAAUGACCACUGCAGUCAUCCAGUGAGGUUUUCCCUCACCUGUGGCACCCAUGUUGAAGGCCAAGUGCAAAUAUUCCUGUUGACAAACUUGCAUUUAUGUUCUUCUUGUGAAUUCCAGAAAAGAUGCAGGUUAAGAGGGGAAAUGUAUGCAAAGAGAGAAAUUGCAGUGAGUUCAUUAGAAAGCCCUGUUUCUAUUUUAGUACUACACCAAAAAAAGGACCUUUCAUUGAGAUUGUUCUAUAUUUUGAUCAGAAUAUUAUAUUUUGGUCAUUGCUGAUGAAGAGUGGCUAUAGACUGAAGGAUGAGGGAUGAGACUGUCUGUCGCUUGUUACAAUAUGUGAACUGCUAAUGCAUAAACUGCUACUCCAUCCUGUGCCUAAAACCCAGAAUAGCUUUCAUUUCAACCUCUCGUGUUCUCAAAGGUUUGUUAGUGGAGCUUAAGUCUAGAACAAGCAUUGGUCCAGAGUUACAAAGGUAAAAGCAUCAAGGAUUUUUUUUUCUUCUUUAUUUUCCGCUUUUUUGUGAAGAUUUCUUCUUGGUGUGCAUUUGCGUGUGUGUGCGUGUGUGUUUGUUUUAUUGUAAAAUUAUUCAAAAAGUGCAUACAUCAGCUAAGUGGUGAGUG
Messenger RNA from Sardina pilchardus (European sardine), 4648 nucleotides. Its product is annotated as F-box only protein 33. The transcript is spliced from 4 exons. The record is from RefSeq and is a predicted model, not a curated record. Gene Ontology annotation, biological process: positive regulation of protein ubiquitination. Lineage: Eukaryota; Metazoa; Chordata; Actinopteri; Clupeiformes; Clupeidae. Gene Ontology annotation, molecular function: protein binding. Bases 98 to 1570 code for a protein of 490 amino acids.